Aspergillus ibericus CBS 121593 is the source of this 1517-nucleotide messenger RNA. Its product is annotated as DUF821 domain protein. The coding region runs from base 53 to 1381 and encodes 442 amino acids. Lineage: Eukaryota; Fungi; Ascomycota; Eurotiomycetes; Eurotiales; Aspergillaceae. The record is from RefSeq and is a predicted model, not a curated record. The transcript has 2 exons.
GCACCUGAACCACCUGCACAGAUACCAGUUGAGGUAGAUAAAAGGUACGGCAAUGCAAAUACUGCAAGGACAAUCGUCAGGCUUCCGUUUCUUAGCCACAGGUGCCGUCGUCUCAUUGAUCAUCACAACCUUCUUCAUCUUUGGUACGCGGUAUUCCAAUGACGUCGCCAAGUAUGCUUUGAAGACAUCCCUCAAGCCAGCCCCGCAGUCCUGUUCCCAUCUAUCUCAAUCGACGUCAGUUAAUGAUACCACGUGGGAAUUUGUGGUCGAGCGCGAUGGCGACAACCAUGGGCUUUCGGAUACGCAGUGUCGCAUUGCCUUUCCCAAGUUGUUUGUCGAGCUUGACAAAUCUGCGUCGCUGAGGGAAGGAAGUCGUAUUACAUUCGAAGAGCUGGAUAGCCUGGAGGUGGAGGAUGGUAUGGUGCGGGGUAUUAUUGAUCGUGGUGAGCUCCAUAUAGUCGACUUCGGCGCGAUGCCCGCGACAUUCACCCGCGGAAAGGCAACAUUACAUGCUCUUCAUCGCGCCUUGGCCUCAUUUCCGGACCGAGGCAACUUGCCAUCCAUCGAAUUCGUCUUGACGACGGAGGACUUUAGCAACAGCGAAGGACCGAUUUGGUCCUAUUCCAAGCGGGAUGAACAGGAAAAUGUCUGGUUGAUGCCCGACUUUGGUUACUGGUCAUGGCCGGAAGUCAAGAUUGGCCCAUACAAAGAGAUCCGGCGUCGCAUUGCUGCAGUCGACGACGGGGAGGUCACCAUCGAUGGGGAGGUCAUCUCGGGACUGCCGUUCCAGGAUAAGAAGAAACAGCUUGCAUGGCGAGGUAGCGUUGCUACGAACCCCGAGAUCCGGGGCAAGUUAUUGAAGGCUGCCCAGGGCCGGAGCUGGGCAAGUAUACGGGUGAUUGACUGGGACGAUGAGAACGAUGUCCGGUUAAAUCUGCUGCCCAUGGAAGAUUACUGCCAGUAUAUGUUCCUGGCACACACUGAAGGACGCAGCUUCUCAGGGCGGGGGAAGUAUCUCCUGAAUUGUCGCUCCGUGGUGGUUUCGCACAAGCUGGUCUGGCGCGAGGCACACCAUGCUGCACUCACUGCGUCCGGUCCUGAGGCGAAUUAUAUUGAGGUCGAGCGGGACUUUUCAGACCUAGAUCGAAAGAUGGCCUUCCUCAUUGAUAACCCGGAGGCGGCGCAACGCAUUGCGGAGAAUGCUGUGAAGACCUUCCGGGAUCGGUAUUUGACACCCGCAGCAGAGUCUUGCUAUUGGAGGCAUUUGAUCCGACAGUAUGCCUCAUCUUGUGAGUUUGAGCCUGUCGUGUAUACACAGGAGAAUGGCAAGAGACAGCCCCGGGGAGUUCCAUUCGAGAGUUGGGUCCUUGCUGGUCUUUAGAUGUCACUUCUAUACGCUUUCGUUUCUAUUUGCAUGUAUACGGCGUUGGUGGCUCGGGUUGGACACCUUUUUCUUCAAUUAUUAGCAUUCUAUGAGUGAUGUCUUGGAUAGUAUGACUAUAGACGCAAUGAAUCCC